Humulus lupulus (European hop) is the source of this 675-nucleotide messenger RNA. RefSeq lists its product as uncharacterized. NCBI's taxonomy places the organism in Eukaryota, Viridiplantae, Streptophyta, Magnoliopsida, Rosales, Cannabaceae. Bases 1 to 675 code for a protein of 224 amino acids. The record is from RefSeq and is a predicted model, not a curated record. The transcript is spliced from 2 exons.
AUGCCUGCUAACCGAGCCUUCGACUUGUAUGCCAAAUCGACGAGCAAGAAAAAGUCCAGCAAGCGCCACCCUAGGGAAGGCUGCAGCAAUCCCUCUGCGAAGAGGUCUCAAACAGAGGACCCUCCUACGCCUACUACCACAGAGGAGACAACUCCUCCACCAGAUCCUGCCAAAGAGACAUCCCCGCCGAUUCCAACGAAUCAAGACCCCCCAGAUCCGGUCGAACAGACUCCUCCACCAGCUCCCGUCGACCUCACGCCUCCAGCUUCCACCGACCGGCAGCCUGCUGGUCACCGAGAAGAAGCCUCAAGAGAAGAUCUCACGGGCGUGGUUCUCAAUUCAACUAAGGAUAGGUUGUCCAGAAUAACAAAGCACCGUCGCAGCCAAGAGGCGAUUCAAGAGACCGGUUCCAUGGUGGUUGAUCAAGUCUUCAACCGUGCACCGAAUAAAGUGCUCGCUGGAUUUCUUACCAUGACCUUUGGCUGGCGGAGCUCGAGGACACUGCGCGCUCAGUUCGAGAAGAAACUUAACGAUCACCUUAGCACUGCUGAGGCCCAAUAUACCGAGCAGCUCAAAGCGACUGAAGCCACUCACGCCGAGCAGCUGAAGGAAGUUGAGGCAAGGCAUACUGAGGCACUAAAGGAGGCUGAGGCGAAGCACAUUGAGGCACUGUAA